AUGGACCAUCCAUCCCCCAUCAUGUCGCGCGUUCACUCAGAGGGUGGCCACAACCCCAUCCCCUUCUCCAGGCCCGUCACACCCACGAUGAGCACUGCUCAGUAUGCGUUCGUCGGUCUCGGUGAGAUGGGCAAGCGCAUGGCUACCAACCUCGCCAAGUCGCUCCUCAAGGAGAACCAUCCCCCUCUCAUUGUCUACAACCGCUCGUCGGACGGCUUGGACGCCUUCAUCAAGUGGGCCGAGGAGAAGGGUCUCCCCGAGCGUGCCUACCGCGUCAUGACCGACCUCAAGGCGAUUGCUGCUACUGCUAACAUGGUCGUCACUUCGCUUAGCGGCGACGACGCUGUCAAGGAGGUCUAUGCUACCCUCUUUGCUGGCCAGGAGUCCGCCCUUCACGAGCCCCCAGCAGACGGCAAGCGUCGCAACACCAUCUUUGUCGACACGAGCACCGUCUACCCCACAACCGCCGGAGCCCUCGAGCGCCAGGCCGCCUCCAAGCCCCAGCGUGUCUUCCUUGCGUGCCCCGUCUUUGGUGUGCCCCGCGCCGCUGAAAAGGCCGAGCUCAUCCUCGCCAUGUCGGGCGACUACUUUGCCAAGAAGGUUGCCGCCCACGCUCUGUGCCCUGCCAUCGGCAAGAAGGUCAUGGAUCUCGGCAGCAACCCCGAGCGUGCCCUUUCCUUCAAGCUCGUCGGCAACUCGCUCGAGCUCGGCUUCAUCGAGCUCCUCGCCGAGUGCUUCACCCUCGCUGACCAGGCUGGUGUCGGUGCCGACCAGCUCGUCGAGCUCAUCCGUCACCAGCACGCUUCCCCCGCCCUCGUGCGCUACUCGGAGCGUAUCACCAAGAACAAGUUUGACGCCACUGGCGGCUUCAACCUUGCAGGCGGUAUGGCGGAUGCCCACCACAUUCGCCAGCUGGCCGACUCGCACAAUGUCCCCAUGCCCACGAUCGACGUCGCCCACCAGCACAUGAUCUCGGCGCGUGCCACUGGCGGCGACAAGAUGGACUGGACCGCGCUCGUGGGCGGUCAGCGUAUCGCCGCUGGACUGAAGCCGUUUGCAGGCAAGACCCGUCUCGAGAAGUGGGAGGAGCACGACAACCUCUCGUAG
Apiotrichum porosum is the source of this 1107-nucleotide messenger RNA. RefSeq lists its product as uncharacterized. NCBI's taxonomy places the organism in Eukaryota, Fungi, Basidiomycota, Tremellomycetes, Trichosporonales, Trichosporonaceae. The transcript has 8 exons. The record is from RefSeq and is a predicted model, not a curated record. Gene Ontology annotation, molecular function: NADP binding; NAD binding; oxidoreductase activity, acting on the CH-OH group of donors, NAD or NADP as acceptor. The coding region runs from base 1 to 1107 and encodes 368 amino acids.